UGCGAUAGUUUCAAUUUUCAAAGGUAUGUUUCUACUUUCUAGCGAUUUCUACUUUCUAGCGAUGGAAAUGAAUUUGAUGAAGAUUUCUAGCGAUGUUCUUUAGCGAAGAUUAAUUUUAUAUUCGAAACUCAUAUCAAAGUCUGAGUCCAAAUGCUCCACUGUUGGUAUUCAAGGCAUUGCUUGGGCUUUUGGGGGCAUGAUCUUUGCCCUUGUCUACUGUACUGCUGGCAUUUCUGGAGGACACAUAAAUCCAGCAGUGACCUUUGGGUUGUUCUUGGCAAGGAAACUGUCGUUGACAAGGGCAGUGUUCUACAUGGUGAUGCAGUGUCUUGGUGCUAUCUGUGGUGCUGGUGUGGUCAAAGGGUUCGGCAAAACUCUUUAUCAAACAAAGGGUGGUGGUGCCAAUGUUGUAAAUCUUGGUUACACAAAGGGAUCAGGUCUUGGUGCUGAGAUCGUUGGCACUUUCAUUCUUGUUUACACUGUUUUCUCUGCUACUGAUGCUAAGCGUAGUGCUAGGGAUUCACAUGUCCCUCUUUUGGCACCAUUGCCUAUUGGAUUUGCUGUGUUCCCGGUACACUUGGCCACAAUUCCAAUCACUGGUUUCUCUGCUGCUGCAUCUUAG
Molecule: messenger RNA, 622 nt
Organism: Nicotiana tabacum (common tobacco)
Lineage: Eukaryota; Viridiplantae; Streptophyta; Magnoliopsida; Solanales; Solanaceae
Source: RefSeq, a predicted model, not a curated record